Messenger RNA from Salvelinus namaycush (lake trout), 6304 nucleotides. Its product is annotated as integrin alpha-1-like. The coding region runs from base 314 to 3880 and encodes 1188 amino acids. Gene Ontology annotation, molecular function: integrin binding. The transcript has 30 exons. Gene Ontology annotation, cellular component: integrin complex; external side of plasma membrane. Lineage: Eukaryota; Metazoa; Chordata; Actinopteri; Salmoniformes; Salmonidae. Gene Ontology annotation, biological process: cell-cell adhesion; integrin-mediated signaling pathway; cell adhesion mediated by integrin. The record is from RefSeq and is a predicted model, not a curated record.
UCCACACAGUAGCCUACGCAGCAGAAGAGGAUAUGGAGCAGUGAUGUGCCGGGAGACCAGGAGAAUAAUAACACUUCUUUUUAAAAACGGAAUAAAUGCCCGUCUUUAAGUGACAGUUACAGGGUUCCUCUUGUAAAUUUAAAAUACUUCAAACGCAGAUGCUAGCAUGCAGGAAAUGCCAGACUAAUUCUCAGAUUAUUUCAAUCACCCCUCACGCCUCUAGAGAGUUCUGUCUUCAGUUGAAUAUUGCGCGUCUGACGGGAAGGGUCGAAGAAUACCAGCUCCAGCCGCCGUGGAAACGGAUUAUUCCAAGAUGCUCCGGCAAAUGCAAUAUUUGAAAUUAACGACAGCACUCGUGUUGCUACCGUGUGUGUUGUCAUUUAACGUGGAUGACAAGAAUGGGGAGACUUUCAAUGGUCCGCUGGAGGACAUGUUUGGAUACUCAGUCCAGCAGUUUGAGAACAGUGAGGGGAAGUGGGUGCUGAUUGGUUCUCCCCUGGCCGGCCAGCCAGCCAAACGGACUGGAGAUGUCUACAAAUGCCGUGUGGGUCAAGGACCAAACCCUAAAUGUAUCAAACUGGAGCUGCCUGAAAACACAACAAUUCCUAACUUACACGAAGUCAAGGAAAACAUGACCAUGGGAACGACGCUGAUUACCAACCCUCAAGGAGGCUUUCUGGCCUGUGGUCCCCAGUACGGCUACAUGUGUGGUCAGCAGACGUACAUCUCUGGGGUCUGUACCAACGUCAGCUCAACCUUCCAGGUGCUCAACUCUAUCGCCCCGGCUGUGCAAGAGUGUGCCAAAGAGCUUGACAUUGUCAUGGUUCUUGACGGCUCCAACAGUAUCUGGCCCUGGACCAGCAUCAUUGAAUUCCUGGUCAAGUUUCUGAAGAAUAUCGAAAUUGGAGCUAAACUGUCCCAGGUGGGCAUUGUGUCGUAUGGAGAGGAAGUCACUCACAAUGUCAACCUCAGCCAGUUUGAUACCACUCAAUCCCUCCUGGCCAAAGUGGAGAAACUUCCCCAGCAAACAGGUUUCAAGACUAUGACCGCCCUGGGAAUUGACACUGCAAGGAAAGAGGCCUUCACUGUGGAGCGAGGGGCGCGGCCGGGGGUCAAGAAGGUCAUGAUAAUUGUGACGGACGGAGAGUCACAUGACUUUUAUAACCUCGACAAGGUCAUCAAAGAAUGUGAGGAGGACGAUAUCGAGAGGUUCGGUAUCGCUGUGCUUGGUGAUUACAACAGGAACAACAGAAGCAUCAAGGAGGUGAAGAAAUUCAUUGAGGAGAUCCAGUCGAUCUCCAGCGAUCCUGUGGGAGAUCACUUCUUCAACGUGUCGGAUGAGUUUGCCUUGCUGAACAUCGUAGACGCCCUGGGCAGCAGGAUCUUUGCCUUGGAGGCAACGUCAGGUAACUACACCUCGUCUUUUGAGAUGGAGAUGUCCCAGGCUGGAUUUAGUGCCCACACCUCUAAAGAGGGUGUGAUGCUGGGUGCUGUGGGGGCGUAUGAGUGGAACGGGACAGUAGUGAUGCAUACCGACCAGGGUACCGUGGUUCCUCUAAACGCAGACUUCCAAGACCCCCUGGAUGAGAGGAAGGAGAGCCUGGCGGGGUACGUGGGUUAUGCCGUACAGUCAGCCUCAACCCCUAAUGGUGUAUUAUACAUCACAGGAGCACCGCGGUACAACCACACAGGCAGAGUCAUCGUGUACAAACUGGAUGGGGAAAUCAUCACAGUCACACAAGUACUGAAAGGAGAGCAGAUUGGCUCCUACUUUGGCAGCGUGCUCCAGACGGUGGAUGUUGACCAGGACUCCUACACAGACAUCCUGCUGGUGGGAGCUCCUAUGUUCAUGGGCCCAGAGAGGGAGGAACAGGGACAGGUUUACGUCUACAAACUCAAUGAGAAGGGCCUAUUUGAGCACCAGACCACGCUGAAGCCAGACAACCAGACGUGUUGUACCUCGGCCCACUCCCACGGUUGCACCAUCGUCAACACCAACGGCCCGUGUGGCGCCCGCUUCGGCACCGCCAUCGCAGAGGUCAGUGACCUGGACCUGGACGGGAACCGGGACGUGGCCAUUGGGGCGCCACUGGAGAACGACCACAAAGGGGCAGUCUACGUCUACCAUGGAGCCAAGAAGACCAUCAAGGAAAAAUAUGUGCAGCGUAUCCCAGGCCCUGGAGACGGGGUGAAGACUAAGUUCUUUGGCCAGUCGAUCCACGGAGUCAUGGAUCUGAACGGAGACGGAAUUAUAGACAUUACCAUUGGAGGGCUGGGAGGGGCUUCUCUGUUCUGGUCGAAGGAUGUUGCUGAGCUUUAUGCUAACAUGACCUUUGACCCAAACAAGAUCAACCUACAGCAGCCCUCUGAAGACUGUGUGCUGGGUGAGAGAGCCACCGUGUGUGUGAAGACCAGGGUCUGCUUUAACUACAGUGUCAAGUCUGAGAAGGACCACACUAACUUGGGCACAGCCAUUAAGUACAACCUGACUCUGGACUCUCUGAGGGCAAAGUCGAGGGCAGCGUUUGUCAACCCUGACGAGAAGAGUGAGAGGAAGGUCCAGGUCACCGCCAACAUCAUAGAUGCUCUGUGUCUGGAGCAUUCCUUUGCCAUGAAGGCUAAUCUGGACUUCAGGGACCCAAUCAUGGUCUCCCUAGAGUUUGGUCUGGCUGAGGACACAGGCCCCGUCCUGGAUGGAGACUUACCAACGUCACUCAACAAAACGAUUCCUUUGGUGGACUGUGGGAGCGAUGACAAGUGCAUAGCUGACCUAUCCCUGAAGGCUGUGCCAAGUAUACAAAGUCUUGUGAUCAAAGCCAACAAGGAAAAGUUCCAUGUGCUCAUUACCAUUAGAAACAGUCAAGACAAUGCCUACAAUACCAAAGUCAUGCUCAGCUUUACUGAAAACAUAAACUACGUUAAAGUCAAGGCCAAUGACAAAGUCUGCAGUCUGAAUAAUACCAAAGUUGAGUGUGCUGUGGGAUAUCCAUUCCUCAAAAGCAAUGUAGAGGAGGUGUUUGAGAUCCUGUUUGAAGUCAACCCUGCACACGUCUGGAAAGAAAUUCAGAUCAACGUAACUGCAUCCAGUGACAGUGAGGAAUUGAAGACCACCCUCCAUGACAACUCUGUGAGAAUCUCCAUCCCUGUGAAGUACGAGGCUGGACUCAGAUUCACUGCCGACAGGCAUAUGAAGGAGGACCACAUCAUAGUGAAAGAGGGAGAGCAGUACCCCAGCGUCUUCAACCACACCAGUGUGAUAGGAGAAGAGGUCAAGAUCAUCUAUACGGUUAAAAAGGAUGUGGAUAUGGAGACUCCUCCUCUAAAGCUGAGGGUGAUGUACCCGUACCUAUCACCUAGUGAGAACAUCCUGCUAUACCUGACACAUGUCACCUCCUCACAGGAUGUGAGAUGUCAAGUCAGGGACCUGAUUAACCCUUUAAAGAUCAACAACAACAACACGCACACCAUCAAUCCUAAAAAAGAGACCCUCAGUGUCUUCCUGGUGGGCUGUAAGGACCACCCGUGUAAGUCAUUUAUCUGCUCCAUCCCACAUGUCAACAACAGCCAGGUCAAUGUUACCUUCCGGGUAUGGAAGCCCACCUUUAUCAAAGCAGAGUUCUCCAGCCUUCAUAUGGUUGUUAAUGCCACUCUGGAGAACCUGAACACGGAUCUUUUCGUGUUGAGUGCCACCAAUUACGCCAGAGAUGUGAAGAUCCAGGUCUCUAAAGAGGCUUUGGGAGGUAUACCACUGUGGAUCAUUAUAGUCAGUAUCCUAAUAGGACUGAUGAUUCUGGCACUGGUCAUCUUCGCUCUAUGGAAGGCUGGAUUUUUCAAGAGAAAAUCCAUAGAGGACAUGGAGAACGAGGACAUGAAGGAUUAAUCCUUCCACCACCAUACAGAUGUGCCCCACUGUCUUCAGGUCUGUCUUCAGGUCUGUCUUCAGGUCUGUCUUCAGGUCUGUCUUCAGGUCUGUCUUCAGGUCUGUCUUCAGGUCUGUCUUCAGGUCUGUCAGAGGAGAUACCAUAGGAAAUACCCCAUCAACCAAUUCUCCUGAACACCAUCAGGUCAGAAGAAAAGCCAGUCUAUUUAUGGCUAUUCAACAACCAUUCACCUGAAUGUGAUGUGGCCCAUCUACCAGUCUUAAAACCCUGGUCUGAUUCAGUGGAUACGGAGGCCUGGGGAAACAUUGAACUUGUACAGUACACUCUAUUCAAUGUGGGUACCAAGACCUGGACCUAAAAUACCUAAGCUAGAAGGGAAAUCAGAAGACCGUAAGGAUAAUGGCACGCUGACUCAGACCUGAUCAUAUGCAGCCACACCAGCUUUAUACAAAACGUUCUCAGGUUCACUUACAGCGUCAACAUCCCAAAGACACUAAAAACACCUCAGAUUACAGUAUGGCAUUACACCAAAGUUGUCCAAAUGUCCAAGGCACUCUGCGAUGGAUUAGAAUUCUGUGUUAUAGUUUUUGAUAUUUUUUACGAAUAUACUGUAAAUCUAUACCAUGUACUGUAUUUAUUUUUGUUUGGUAUAUUUUGAUACGUGUUAUUACCUAUAUUUUAACAUAUUCAUCGUCUUCUAAGCAUAAUGUUUGCUUUUUGGAACACUGAUAUUUUCACAUGAGUGUUUUUCUGGUCUUACAAGCGCAAUCUGUAAAUUCUAUAUAUUUUUUUUGAACAAAAGUGUUCUCUUGAAUAUUGAAGGGGUCUAUGCAAAUGUACCCUCCCCAAAUAUAUAUUCAGUAUAAAAGAAGAGGAGGAAUAGAUGCAUUUGCUAUUGACUUAAAUACAACGGCUUUAAUCUAGUUUUUGUUUCAUUUUGUUACCACAUGGGGGCAGAGAAUUUACAGAUUGCUCCUUUACACUAUUAGGAAAAACUUUGAUUGUCCUGUAAAUGUAAUGUAAAGCUUGUACAUAAAGUUAUGUUUGCAAUAAUUCAAGAUCAAGUUAAGUCCAGCAUGUAUCACCAAGGCUCUAUAUAUCAGUAAUAGAGAUAAAAUAAGUAAUUUGCUCCUACAUUUCUCAGGUAUUACUUAUGAUAUAGUAUGAUGAUAGUAUGGUGAUAGUAUGGGGAUAGUAUGGGGAUAGUAUGAUGAUAGUAUGGUGAUAGUAUGAUGAUAGAAUGAUGAUAGUAUGGGGAUAGUAUGGGGAUAAUUUGAUGAUAGAAUGAUGAUAGUAUGGGGAUAGUAUGGCGAUAGUAUGAAUUAGAUAAAACAAACAAAUGUAGUAUUUUUAAAUAAAAUACUUUAAAAACAAUAUGAAAAUAUGUAAAUAUUGGUCUUAUAUUUUGAUAAAAAUUGAAAUGUUUGAUAAAUGUGUAUUGGAACUCAAUGCAUUUUGCAUCCAUUCGCUAAGAUGUUUUUUUUGGGACUCAUCUUUCUUUCUGUCUUUUGUUUUGGGGCGAGAGUGAUUUCGUGAGGUAGCCUACAGUCACAUAGAGUAAUCCAAAAAGUAUCUCCACGGAGUGUAACUUGAUUCCUGAUGUUCAAACCUGUCAGUACCACAAAACAAAGAGAUGUUUGUCUCAGAGAAGGUCAAACUCUGCAAACUAGGCCAUUGAAUGUUACACAGAGGGGGUGAUUUGGUCUGAUAUGCAUAUGAACACCAGGUUAUGCCUAAAGCCCUGUAGUCUCUGUUAUGGCCGCAGUGCUAGCGACUGUCAUGAUUGUGAGUAGAAAUGUUUUAUUUAUGCAUCCUUUCUGCUUUCUCUCCGCCUACAUUCCUCUGCAUAUUUACAUAUUUUGCACAGGCAGUCCGGUGUAACCCCUGACUUUUUAUUGUAUAUAAGAGACACUCAUCAGCUCACCCAUUACUGUUGAAAGCACAUGUAAUAAAUGAAUAAAUAUCUGUAAAAUGUGUAAGAUAACCUUAACAUGGUGAUCCUCCAUACUGUCCCCUUCUGGAGAGCUUAUUUGUCACAGCUCAGCAGUGAUAGAGUCAGCUGAUCAAGGCUUUGAAGAUUUGAUUGCUGAUGAAUUAAAUUGGAACCCAGAACCAAAUAUUGUGUGCUGUCCAGCUAUGCAACUUGACAUGUAUUAUAAUGUAUGUUCAUGUGUUAACAGUCUGUCACAGGAUUUUGUUUGUUGUAUCAGGUGUGAUGGCACAUGUGGGACAAAAACCUACUGUACUUUGACGAGAGAGAGAGAGAGAGAGAGGACUGCUUCAGACUGAUGUACUCCAGUCAUACACACUGCUGUGAACUGUUAGUUUAAUACACUGGUUUGUCAUGUGUAUGUACUCUGAUCAGCACAGAUUUGAAAGCAUUGCACAAGCUGUCAAGGAUCUUAUGCCAAUAAAUACAUUUU